Messenger RNA from Colletotrichum destructivum, 2832 nucleotides. RefSeq lists its product as uncharacterized. The record is from RefSeq and is a predicted model, not a curated record. Bases 1 to 2832 code for a protein of 943 amino acids. The transcript is spliced from 2 exons. NCBI's taxonomy places the organism in Eukaryota, Fungi, Ascomycota, Sordariomycetes, Glomerellales, Glomerellaceae.
AUGAGCGUCGGGCGCCUUCAGGCUGCGUUGGCCAGCGCCACGAACGAGGUCACCGUUGCGGCUGCCAACAUCAACUUCGACUUCACGCUCGUCAAGUACGAAGCCCCCAAGGAGUAUCAGCCCCUCGGCGCGCUUCUCUCGUCUACCCGCAAGGAAAACGCCGAGGUCGGGACGUGCCACUGUACGGCGCGCCGGCUCUCGUCCCUGUUCCAGGACGUCUGCCCGGAAACGCCCAACCUGAUCCGAGCCUACGGGAAACGCGUGUCGGAGAUCUCCACCAAGGCGACAAAAAGACAGUCGACCGAGUUCGCCAACUCCAUGUUCGAGUCGUACGCCGGCAUAGACGCCACGUCCAUCUGGGCCGCCGCCACGUCGUCGGACCCGGCCAGGGCCGACAGGGGCGCAUUGCACAUCCACCUGCUCGCCAGCAUGCUCGCCAAGAUGUGGACGGCGCCCGAGGCCGUGUCGAUCUGGUUCGAGCUCGUCAAGGAGAGGCAACGGGUGAUUAGUGAGCAGCUGGAACGUGGCGACGCGCUGCCGUUCUCGCUCGCGGCGGCGGCGGCACAGCACCAGAUACAGCGUUCCCAGCUCGCCGAGUGGGACGCCAGCGCCAGGGCGUGGCUGCAGACGGCCGACUCGGUCAUGGUCAAGGAGCAGGACCAGCUACGCAUCAUCCUCGAGAACAUCGAGCUCCCCGUCAGCGGGGGCCAGAGCAGGGCCUCGAUGCUCUAUCUGAGCGUGACCGAAGCCUGGUGCAGGGCGUUGCUAGUGAUGGAAAGGCUCGUCUCCGGCGUCGCCCAGGAAGUCCACGACGGGGCGGCUCUUGUUGGCCUCACGGCCUGGCACAUCUAUCCCGAGAUACACGUGUUUGGAUCCAAGGCUGUCAAAGUACCGAUGCAGGACCCGCUGGUCCGGCCCGGCGGUAUAUUGACAUUAGGUUGCGGGCCGUCGGCAACACCGAUCUCGCAAGGGGUCACUUGGUCGCUGUCGCUCAAACACCUCCGGUACUACGGACGACCAGUGGAGAGCCAGGGCGCCAUGAGCAGCCAUCCAUCUCACAUCUCGUUUGACGAGCUGAUGCUGGCCAUGCUCGGCUGCGUGGUCAAUAGAUGGGAUCUGUCAUGGGAUAAGAUGGCCCUCACAGCCAGUAUACUCUCACAGCUAGUCCGGUUUCAGGAGAGCCAGGAGCAUAGGCAAAUCACGAAUCAUCAUAUGAUUCACAUCCUGUACGGCCUAAGACUCCUUUCCAGGGCCGCCGACGCUUACAUAAAUGAUACGGACGCCUGCGCGCCUUUUGUGAAUCUUGGUGUCAACCGGCCGCAAUUCUUGCCCCCUCAGACUCAAAAGACCGUCACGAGACCGUUGUUCUUCGGCUUGCUGGAUGAGAACACUUUCCUUUACCAUCUCAAGAACGACGAGACCAGAAUUGUGUUCCUGAGGCGCCUCGCAUCGCGGUGCCUAUCCGAGGACACAGAGGCAGCCAGCUGCGUGAUUCGGUAUGCCGUCACGGCAACGGAGACCUCGUGGGCGUCCGUUCUCCCAACGUCUAGCACGACCGGCAACCACAUAACCUCGCGCAGCAAUGCCCGGUCCCACCAUCGGUGGAACGCGAACCUGACGUUGGACAAUGACAAGGAGAUUCACCACCGGACGACCAAACGCAACCCAGCACCGUUCUGGUUCGACACCGGUUUUGUUGACAGUCGCCAAGACGGUCAAACCAUUCGAAUGUCGCUGUGGUUCGGCAACGCGAACGGGACGGCCAUCUACCAGACAUAUGACCCGACGAAACCUGCUGGGCCGCCGGCGAAAUUGGAGCUGGAAGACCUGCUCUGGGCUCUCAAGAAUGACCUCCUGAAGGACAUUCAACUCCCGGAAGACGUCGUGUCGUUGACCCUGAAUCUCUUGGCACUCUCCCACAUAACGGUGUUGGGAAGGUUUCAGGGGCCGACGAUCCGGCUCAAGACCUUGUCGAAAGCGCUCAUGAAAGCCAAAUGGGCCGACGAAGUUGCCUCCCGCUUCUCUGUUCAAACGACGCAUGCUUUCUCAGCAUUAUCCUCGGCGUCACAGACUCGCAACACGGCCGUCAGUAUUCUUUCAUACUUCAUAUCGGAAUGCGACCUGCGACCAAAUCAGAUCCGAGAAAACGUCUGUGGCUUUUCCUAUGGGGACUCCAUUUAUGUCCCAGAAAGUUUGAUCCGCGACCCGUUUGAGGCUUCCGACGAUCAGGCCAUCGUACGAGUGCUGGGAAACAUUGGCCUCCCGGGCUUCGUCAUGUUCUCUUCCGUCAUGGAGCCAAUGGUGUCCGAGGUCGGCGAGUCGUCGUGGAAGGUCAUCAACAGGAACCUGUUCAACGGCCGGCCCGAGAACGCGUUCGGCUCGACUUCGAUGCACCUGUCCUUGACCAACUGGGAAAGGUCGAUUGAAGAGCCGAUGUCAGCCGGGCUCCAAGAUGCGCAACACAUCAUGAUGGAGUCCGUCAUCUCCAUCCGCGAGGCCGGGCGCUGGGUCGGCGAUGUCGACGUCGUCAGCGCGCUCCGCGACGAGUGCGUUGAAAAGUUCCGCCCGCAACCUCCCUGCGACCACGACAAGGAUGGGUCCUACGCGACGCACCUGACGUCGAUCGAGUCCUGGGACGAGCUGAGGAACUGCAACGCAGGGAAUGUGGUGAUCAGGGCGCACGGUAACUGGGUGGCGAGGCUCGCCUGCAUCGCUUUCCUCUCCCAGGGCAUCCAGCGAGGUGACUUUCUCUUCAGACGCAUUAUAGUCUGCCCUCCGCAGGUCUGCUGGAAAUGUGUCGAGAAGUUUCUGCUUUGCGUGUAUGUGUACUAG